Molecule: messenger RNA, 2501 nt
Organism: Mauremys reevesii (Reeves's turtle)
Lineage: Eukaryota; Metazoa; Chordata; Testudines; Geoemydidae
Gene: PLCD4
Product: phospholipase C delta 4
Exons: 16
Coding region: 139-2409 (756 amino acids)
Biological process (GO): lipid metabolic process; intracellular signal transduction
Molecular function (GO): calcium ion binding; phosphatidylinositol-4,5-bisphosphate phospholipase C activity
Source: RefSeq, a predicted model, not a curated record
GGCUCAUUUCUCCUCGCAGCUCAGCUGCUGGGUCAGUAGCUGCCCUGAGAGGAGAAGGGGCCGGACCGCGGGGAGCCCGCUGCCGCGGGAGGCACCAGCCGCUGAUGCCCGUCGGGCCAAGCCCCUGACGACAGCCCCAUGGCAUUGCACCUGUACAGCCCCCGCCUGCAGCUGGAUGAGACCCUGGAGCAGAUGCAGCAGGGGACUCUGAUGCGGAAGGUGAAGUCCAAGAGCUGGAAGAAGCAGCGAUACUUCAAGCUGCAGGACGACUGCAUGACCGUCUGGUACAAGUCCAAGAAGACUGGCAACACCAAGUAUACCUUCUCCAUCAGCGACGUGGAGACGGUGCGGGAGGGGCACCAGUCCGAGGUGCUGCAGAGCCUGGCUGAGGAGUUCCCGCCCGAGCACUGCUUCACCGUCGUCUUCCACGGGCGGCGCGGGAACCUGGACCUGAUCGCCGGCUCCCCCGAGGAGGCGCAGUGCUGGGUCCGGGGCCUGCGCCGCCUGGUGGAGAUCGUCACCAAGAUGGACCAGCAGGAGAAGAUGGAUCAGUGGAUCUGCGACUGGUUCCACAAGGCCGAUAAGAACAAGGACGGGCGCAUGAGCUUCAAGGAGGUGCGGCAGCUCCUCCGGAUGAUGAACAUGGACAUGAACGAGGACCACGCGCUGCGGCUCUUCCAGAUGGCUGACGGGUCGGAGUCGGGGACGCUGGAGGGCGAGGAGUUCGUGCUGUUCUACAAGGCGCUGACGCAGCGAGACGACGUGCUGGGCGUCUUCCAGGCGUUCUCCCAGGACGGGAAGAAGCUGACCCUGCUGGAGCUGGUGGAUUUCCUGCAGCAGGAGCAGCUGGAGGGGGAGAACACGCAGGAGUUCGCCAUGGAGCUGAUUGCCAGAUACGAGCCGUCUGAGAGCGCCAGGGCGCGCCACGUGCUGAGCCUCGACGGCUUCCUCCUGUACCUGCGCUCGCCGGAAGGUGCCAUCUUUAACCCCGUUCACGGGCCGCUUUGCCAGGACAUGACACAGCCCCUCUGCCACUAUUUCAUCUCCUCCUCGCACAACACCUACCUGCUGGAGGACCAGCUCCGGGGCCAGAGCAGCGUCGAGGGCUACAUCAGGGCUCUGAAGCGGGGCUGCCGCUGCUUGGAGGUGGACUGCUGGGACGGGCCCAGCGGGGAGCCCGUCGUCUACCACGGCCACACGUUCACCUCCAAGAUCCCCUUCCAGGACGUGGUCAGCACCCUGGGGCAGUACGCCUUCCAGGCGUCCGACUAUCCCGUCAUCCUGUCCCUGGAGAACCACUGCGGCCCGGAGCAGCAGCACCUCAUGGCCCAGCACCUGACGGGCAUCCUGGGAGAGCGGCUGCUCACGGCCCCCCUCGACGCCCGCGACCCCCCGCAGCUGCCUUCGCCGGAGGAGCUGAGAGGAAGGAUCAUUCUGAAGGGGAAGCGGGCAGAGAGCCUGGCGCACUCGCCGAGUGGGCAGCCGGACGAGGCCCCGGAGGGGGAGGCGUCGGAGGAUGAUGAUGGGCUGGAGGCGGAGGAAGAGAGCCUGAGCCAGGAGGCCAAGAGGAAGGCCGAGACGUCCCAGGCCCAGGAGCUGUCCGACUGCAUCGUCUACUGCCACAGCGUCCCCUUCGGCGGCUUCCAGCCGGCGCUCGCCCGCCGCCGGCCCUACGAGACGGCCUCCCUGCCCGAGGCCAAAGCCAGGAAGCUGGUCAAGGAGGCGGGGAACGAGUUUGUCCGUCACACCGCCCGGCAGCUGACGCGGAUCUACCCCAGCGGGCUGAGGACCGACUCCUCCAACUACGACCCGCAGGAGAUGUGGAACGUGGGCUGCCAGCUCGUGGCCCUGAACGUGCAGACGGCCGGGGUGGAGAUGGAUCUGUGCGACGGGCUCUUCCGGCAGAACGCCCGCUGCGGCUACGUGCUGAAGCCGGCUUUCCUGAGGGACGCGGGAACCGCCUUCGACCCCAACGAUCCCCGGAGCGGGGCCGGGGGCGGCCCAUGGAGCCUGGCGAUUCAGGUCAUCAGCGGGCAGCAGCUCCCCAAGGUGGCCGGCAGCAAGGCGAGCGCCAUCGUCGACCCCCUGGUGCGCGUGGAGAUCCACGGUGUCCCCGCCGACCAGGCCAGGCAGGAGACCCAGGCCGUCGAUAACAACGGCUUUAACCCCCGCUGGGGGGAGACGCUGCGAUUCAAGGUGCACGUCCCCGAACUGGCCCUCGUGCGCUUCGUGGUGGAGGACUACGACAAGGCGUCCAGGAACGACUUCGUGGGCCAGUUCACCCUGCCCUUCGCUAGCAUCAAAUCAGGUUAUCGUCACGUCCACCUCCUGUCCAAGGACGGCACGGCCAUCCCGCCUUCCUCGCUCUUCGUUCACGUCCAAAUCACGGAGCUUCCCUCCCCCGAGUAGCAGCCGAGUGGGUCACGCCAGGCCCCUGCACCAGCCGUUAACAGCCCUGUCCCGAGAGCUGCUGGAGCGACCCUGCCCGGCCCCGCCCGCCC